CAGCCAAUGAAGCAACAGAUAUAACACCAUCUGACAAGACUGAAGCAGGAAGGUUCCAGUACCAUCACUUCUGUUCCAGUACUGGCACUUCAGGAGAUUAAAGUAGACAAUACUUAUCAGCCCAAAGCUGUUGUUGUGGAGAACAUUCCAGAAAACAUGUCAAGUGACCUAGGCCUACUUGGUUUGGUUGUGGAGAAUAUCAGUGGUGUUUCUGAGGAAGACUACAAUAUGGAACUGAUCAAUGAGUCCUGUGUUGCUGUCGUAACAUUCAGCCACCACAAUGAUGUGGAGAAUUUUUUGAAUGAAGCCAGGAUCAGCAAAAAAUUCAAGCAGUACAAUCUGAGUGCCCAGGUCCUAGAAAGUACCUGCAGUUUGAGGAUGGAAGGUCUACCACCUCAGGCCAACAGAGACGUCCUGGAUGUUUACUAUGAAACACUAAGAGUUGAAGCAAAAAGUAUUAGUAUGAUACCAGAGGAAAAUGCUGCGGUUGUCACAUUCUUCAAGCCAGAGGAUUUUGUGGACAUGUUACACAGAAAGCACAGCAUCUGUAAAGUUGAAGUCUACAUGUACCCAUAUUAUGAGUCACUAGGCACAGCACUGUAUGGUAAAGACAGACCAAGAUGGACGACUCCCAGACCAUUUAUGAACAAGGGAACUGAAAAACCACCUUCAGAGAAAAGAUGUACAGCUGUUGUUGUGGAGAACAUCCCAGAAGAGAUGACCAGAAACCUUCUGGGACAGUUGAGAGCAUCAGUGGUGUUUCUGAGGAAGAAUACACUAUGGAGCUGAUCUACGAGUCCUGUGUUGCUGUCGUAACAUUCAGACACCCUAAAGGUAUUUGUUUGUUAUAUUUUGGUGUUUAAAAUGUUCUCGAGCACAAUAGAUCAAGAUAUAAUCUCCUUCAUAUUACUAGUCAAA
This is a messenger RNA of Alosa sapidissima (American shad), 918 nucleotides long. RefSeq names its product protein mono-ADP-ribosyltransferase PARP14-like. NCBI's taxonomy places the organism in Eukaryota, Metazoa, Chordata, Actinopteri, Clupeiformes, Clupeidae. The record is from RefSeq and is a predicted model, not a curated record. Bases 157 to 789 code for a protein of 210 amino acids. The transcript has 6 exons.